UAGUUCCAAUUCUUCCUGUUUAGACAUGCGUUAGGUUUCGUUUAGUCGUGAAGGAGGAAGUUCCCUCAUUCAGGUUGUGAAGUCCCUGAGACACACAGCUGCUGGACAUGGCCUCUGCUUCCUACAGGGCUGAGCUCACCUGCUCCGUCUGUCAGGACAUCUUCACUGAUCCAGUCAGCCUCACCUGUGGUCACUCCUUCUGUAGGGAAUGUGUGACCGGCUCCCCAGGACAGAGAGCAUGUCCGUGCUGCCAGGCUGUCUACGCGGCUAAUCUGACCACCAACCUCACCCUGAAGAAGCUGGCCGACACGGCGAAGGAGGACAAGAACAAGGCGAGUUCCUGGAUGUGUGCAGAGCAUGAAGAGAAACUGAAGCUGUUCUGUGAGACCGACCAGCAGCUGGUCUGUGUCAUAUGCAGAGAUGGGGAGGAGCAUAACGGACACAAGUUUAAACCAAUCAAAGAAGCAGCCCAGAUGAGGAAGCAGGGACUAGAAGACACUAUGCAGCUCCUCAUUGGUAAAAAGAGAACCACAGAAGACCUGAUCAAAACACAGGAAGGAGAGAAGACGAAACUCAAGCAGAAGACCCAGCAGCUAAAGGUCCAGAUCAGCUGCCAGUUCGAUGAGAUGCAGCAGUUCCUGAAGAGGAGGCAGAAGGAGAUCCAGGAGGAGUUGGAGCAGAAGAACAAGGAGGCUCUGAAGGAGAUGGAGGUGAAUCUAGAGAGGCUGAAGACCCACCUGUCUGAGGGGAGGGAGAGGGAGAACUGGAUGAGGUCUGAAGGAGAAGUGUCUGAACCUGAAGCCUUCCUGAAGGGCUGGACGGAGAAGAUGACAGAGCAGCCGUCCAGAGCAGCUAAGAUGACGCUGGUACCUGGGUCUCUGUCCUUCAGCCCCUACAGCAGUCACCUGCAGUUCCUCGUCUGGAAGGAGAUGCUACGCUGCCCGACAGACUCAUCAUGGCACCAGGAAAUACAAAUCUGACCGUCUCUGACGAUGGACGCAGUAUGUACAGCCAAUCAUCAUUUGACUUCACACACAACCUUAUGUUUAGAACUCAAUUUCCUACACCAACUAGUUCCCAGAGGUUCUCUUCAGGCCAGCCAGACUGUGCUGUGAGCGCUUCCUUCCC
Osmerus eperlanus (European smelt) is the source of this 1128-nucleotide messenger RNA. RefSeq names its product tripartite motif containing 108 (gene trim108). The transcript has 2 exons. Gene Ontology annotation, molecular function: zinc ion binding; ubiquitin protein ligase activity. The record is from RefSeq and is a predicted model, not a curated record. Gene Ontology annotation, cellular component: cytoplasm. Bases 108 to 980 code for a protein of 290 amino acids. Gene Ontology annotation, biological process: protein ubiquitination. NCBI's taxonomy places the organism in Eukaryota, Metazoa, Chordata, Actinopteri, Osmeriformes, Osmeridae.